Messenger RNA from Rhizophagus irregularis DAOM 181602=DAOM 197198, 255 nucleotides. Lineage: Eukaryota; Fungi; Glomeromycota; Glomeromycetes; Glomerales; Glomeraceae. The record is from RefSeq and is a predicted model, not a curated record.
AUGUAUCUAUUUCUGGCAACUGCCAACCAAAAUCGUACAACAUCUAAAGUUGUAGAUGUUCCCUUUUUCUAUGGACGUGAUGAUGAAGAUCCAUACGAAUGGUGUCGACUCUUUGAAGCUGCCUUUGCGGCUAAUGGAUGGCCAGAUAAUCGAAAAAUUGCUUUAGCCGCUGGAUUUCUUAAGGAAGCUGCCCGAGAUUGGUACGAAGAGGAUAGAGAAAAAGUUAUUAGCAAACUGUUCAGGUCCAAAGUAUAA